Molecule: messenger RNA, 2291 nt
Organism: Neoarius graeffei (lesser salmon catfish)
Lineage: Eukaryota; Metazoa; Chordata; Actinopteri; Siluriformes; Ariidae
Gene: ift70
Product: intraflagellar transport 70
Exons: 19
Coding region: 118-2073 (651 amino acids)
Biological process (GO): intraciliary transport
Cellular component (GO): axonemal microtubule; intraciliary transport particle B
Molecular function (GO): intraciliary transport particle B binding; protein binding
Source: RefSeq, a predicted model, not a curated record
UGUUUUGUGUCGCUGUGCCAGGUUGUGGUGUUGCUGAGUGUGUGAGCAGCCCGUGAGAUCCGCUUCCGGGCUGUAAUUGUAUUUAUUGUCAUUAAUAAAUGAGUUGUGUGUUUGGUUAUGACGCUGUCUCCGAUUAAAGACGGUGAAUUCACCGCCACCGUUUAUAAACUGAUUAAAGAUGGACGCUAUGGAGACGCGAUACACAUCCUGAGCAAUGAACUUCAAAAACACAUGAAAUCCAGAGCCGCUCUGUCUCUGCUGGGUUACUGCUAUUAUCACGUGCAGGAUUUUACCAAUGCAGCAGAUUGUUACGAGCAGCUCAUUCAGCUGCACCCGGAGGUGGAAGACUACAAACUGUACUACGCCCAGUCCCUGUACGGAGCAUGUGCUUUCCAGGACGCAAUGAAAGCCACGUUUCUUCUGGACAGCCCUACAAGUCACACCCAGAUGAUCAAACUCCAGGCUGCGAUAAAGUACGGAGAGGAAGACUUUCCAGCAGCGAUGGCUUUAGUGGAGCAGCUGCCCGUGGACGACCCGGACACCGAAGUGGAUCAAGGCUGCUUGCUGUACAAGCUCGGAGAAUACGAGAAGGCCUGCGCCAAGUUUACAGGCGCCAUGCAAGUACUGGGCUACCAGCCAGAUUUGGCCUACAACAUCGCUCUCUGUCACUACAGCCUCAAGCAGUACGCCGCAGCCCUCAAGUACAUCCGGGAGAUCAUCGAGCGCGGGAUCAGGGAGCACCCAGAACUCGGAGUUGGCAUGACAACCGAAGGGAUCGAAGUGAAAAGCGUGGGAAACACACUCGUGCUGCACGAGACGGCCUUGAUCGAAGCCUUUAACCUGAAAGCAGCCAUCGAAUACCAGCUGAAGAAGUAUGAUGACGCUCAGGAAGCGCUGACUGACAUGCCACCCAGAUCCGAAGAGGAGCUCGACGCUGUCACACUUCACAACCAGGCCCUCAUGAACAUGGACUCCAAGCCAACAGAAGGCUUCGAGAAGCUCGCCUUCCUCCUGCAGCAGAGCCCUUUUCCUCCCUCCACCUUCGGCAACCUGCUCCUGCUCUACUGUAAAUACGAGUAUUUUGACAUGGCUGCUGACGUGAUGGCUGAAAACGCACACCUCACCUACAAGUUUCUUUCGCCAUACCUGUACGAGUUUCUGGACGCCAUGCUGACGAGUCAAACCGCUCCAGAGGAGGCCUUCCGGAAGUUCGACGACAUGGCAGGAAAACUGACGGAGCAGUUACGCAAGGUCACCAAACAGGUGCAGGAAGCACGACGCACCCGGGAUGACGAAGGUCUCAAAAAAGCAAUUGAGGAUUAUGAUCAGCUUCUCGAAGAAUACAUCCCUGUGCUGAUGGCACAGGCAAAGAUUUACUGGAACCGCGAGAACUACAACAUGGUGGAGAAGAUUUUCCGUAAGUCGGUGGAGUUCUGUAACGAGCACGACACGUGGAAGCUGAACGUGGCCCAUGUGCUCUUCAUGCAGGAGAACAAGUACAAAGAAGCGAUCGGGUUCUACGAGCCCAUCGUCAAAAAACACUACGAUAACAUCCUCAACGUCAGCGCCAUCGUUCUGGCGAACCUGUGCGUGUCGUACAUCAUGACGAGCCAAAAUGAAGAGGCAGAGGAGCUGAUGAGGAAAAUCGAGAAAGAGGAAGAGCAGAUCUCGUACAAUGACCCAGACAAGAAGGUGUUUCAUCUGUGCAUCGUUAACCUGGUGAUCGGGACUCUGUAUUGUGCGAAAGGCAACUACGACUUCGGGAUUUCUCGCGUGAUCAAGAGCCUGGAGCCGUACAACAAGAAGCUCGGGACAGACACAUGGUUCUACAUUAAGAGAUGCUUCCUGUCGCUGCUGGAGAACAUGGCCAAGCACAUGAUCAUGCUGAGGGACACCGUGGUGCAGGACUGCAUCCAGUUCCUGGAACACUGUGAGCUGUACGGGAAAGACGUCCCCGCCGUCAUCGAGCAGCCUCUGGAGGAGGAACACGCACACAUCGGGAAAAACACGGUGACGUACGAGGCUCGCACGUUGAAGGCGCUGUUCUACGAAGUCAUCGGAUGGAACGACUAGCGAGUUUUCCUGAAGCCAAUCGUGGCUCAGAUUUCACACAAAACACCAAGAGGCACUGUUUAUAGUAUUUAGUCAUCCAGUGUAAAAAAAUGGUGUGUCUGAAGAAAUCCGGAAUAUUCCACGUUUAUUUAUUGUUUAUCACCACAAGAAAAAAUAUGGACUGUUAAAUAAAAAAUUUAUAAAUAUUUUUCUAUAGAAUAAACACGUGCUGAUUGUUA